Messenger RNA from Peromyscus maniculatus bairdii (prairie deer mouse), 2020 nucleotides. RefSeq names its product cyclin Y like 1 (gene Ccnyl1). Gene Ontology annotation, molecular function: protein kinase binding. Gene Ontology annotation, biological process: regulation of cyclin-dependent protein serine/threonine kinase activity. Lineage: Eukaryota; Metazoa; Chordata; Mammalia; Rodentia; Cricetidae. The record is from RefSeq and is a predicted model, not a curated record.
ACUACGAGUCCGAGGUCUACGAGGCGGCGGCCGGGGACGCGGUGGCGGUAGCGCCGGCGCCCGCUGCGGCCGUGGAGCCCGCCGAGUUGGAUUUCGGAGCCGGCGAGGGCCACCACCUGCAGCACAUCAGCGACCGAGAGAUGCCCGAAGAUUUAGCUUUGGAAUCAAACCCUUCUGACCACCCCAGGGCAAGCACAAUUUUCCUCAGCAAAUCUCAGACGGAUGUGCGUGAAAAGAGGAAGAGCAACCAUUUAAACCAUGUAUCUCCAGGGCAGCUUACUAAAAAGUAUAGCUCAUGCUCAACAAUAUUUCUAGAUGACAGCACAGUCAGCCAGCCUAACCUUAGAACCACAAUAAAAUGUGUGACCUUAGCAAUAUAUUACCACAUAAAGAACAGAGAUGCAAAUAGAUCCCUGGACAUUUUUGAUGAGCGAUCACAUCCACUCACAAGAGAGAAAGUUCCAGAGGAAUACUUUAGGCAUGACCCUGAACACAAAUUUAUUUACAGAUUUGUUCGAACACUUUUUAGUGCUGCACAGCUGACAGCGGAAUGUGCAAUAGUGACGUUGGUUUACUUGGAGAGACUUCUAACUUACGCUGAGAUUGACAUCUGUCCCACCAACUGGAAGAGAAUUGUGUUGGGAGCCAUCCUUCUUGCCUCCAAGGUCUGGGAUGAUCAGGCUGUGUGGAAUGUGGACUACUGCCAGAUUCUCAAGGACAUUACAGUCGAGGACAUGAAUGAGAUGGAAAGGCAUUUCUUGGAGCUGCUCCAGUUUAAUAUUAACGUUCCUGCCAGUGUUUAUGCCAAAUACUACUUUGACCUUCGCUCCUUAGCAGAUGACAACAACCUGAAUUUUCUGUUUGCUCCUCUCAGCAAAGAAAGAGCGCAGAACCUAGAGGCCAUUUCAAGGUUGUGUGAGGACAAAUACAAAGACUUGUGUAGAGCUGCUAUGAGAAGAUCUUUAAGCGCUGAUAAUUUCAUUGGUAUUCAGCGCUCGAAUGCCAUCCUUUCUUAAGAGAGAGACAUGAGGAGUGGGAACACCAAGGACUCCUCAUUGACAAAGACUGGAGAAAUAGCACCUCUCCUGGUCAGAGACCAGCAUAGGUGGGACUCCACCCAAUGGAAAGACCUCAAAUUCACGAGACUCUGGACAGUGACUGCUGACUCCAUAGGAAAGAAUGGGACCUUGUCAAAACAACCACUCUCUGUCCUUUGUAAUGUAAACAGUUACAAAAACCACUCCAAAGCAAAGCUCUGACCACACACAGAUAUUGCUUACCAUGUAGGCCAAUGGCUGUGAAAUAUGUGAGGUUUUUAAAUUGUUUCAAUUUUUAGACUUUCGUUUGAGACAGGGUCUUAUGUAGCCUGGGCUGGCCUCAAACUCAAUAUAUGACUGAGGCUGGCCUUGAACUCCAGAAUCUUCCUGCCUCUACCUCCCAAGUGCUGGGAUUACCAUGCCUGGCUCAGAUUUUUAGACUUUAAAGACACUAACCAUAUAACUUUUGUUUUUCUUGCCCCACCCACCCCCUCCAACUGCUGCAUAUGCUUUUAGAAUUGAUUCAGUAUUACCAUUAAAACAUGAGACUCCUUCCCAUUUUUGUGGUGCUGGGAAUCAAACUGAGGACUUAGCAUGUGCUCGGUGAGCACUUGACCACUGAGCUACACUCCUCAGCCCCAAGCAUGGGAUACUUAACACUCAUGAAACCACCUAGGAGCACGUUGUAGCAUCGUUGGGUAUUAAAAGCUCUCCUACUGUGUCAUCAAGCUGCUAGUCAUUAUUGGCAAUCAGUUUAAAUUACCAAAAAGCUGCUGGCUAACACUCGCCAUUCAUAUUCUCUGCAAGCACUGCUUGCUGGCAUUUUGGUAUGUUUGGAGCCAUAAAGAGAAAGUAUCAGUUGUUGCCGACUUCUGUUGGGUCCACGCUGCAUUUCCUGUGAACUAUUAAUGGUGCUUCUCAUUUUCUGAUGGUUUUUCUCAUUGUUAAACAAGUGUAUUAAAAGAUAUUUUCAUAAUGCCAAA